Panicum hallii is the source of this 1237-nucleotide messenger RNA. Its product is annotated as golgin subfamily A member 5. The record is from RefSeq and is a predicted model, not a curated record. NCBI's taxonomy places the organism in Eukaryota, Viridiplantae, Streptophyta, Magnoliopsida, Poales, Poaceae. The transcript is spliced from 6 exons. Bases 51 to 1091 code for a protein of 346 amino acids.
GUUCUUCCUCCUCGAUGCAUCGACGCUGAGAAGCAGGCAAGCAGCACGCCAUGGCGGGGAUCCUGGCGUGGGCAGCCGAUGUGGUCGGCGGCGCAGGCGCCAGCGACGAUGAGGCCGACGACGAGCGCGACGUGGCCUCGGCCGCGAUGACCCCGGAGCAGCGGCUCCGCGCCGCCGAGCUUGACGCAAGGGCGGCAUCGAUGCGGCGCGCGAUCCAGGACCUGCGCCUCCGGGUGCCCCCGCCACACGUCGCGCAGCGGCUGCCGCACCUUCACGCGCACUCCCUCGCCUCCUCCGCAGCCCUCGCCCUCCAGCUCAACGCACACUCCUCCACCAAGGAGCAGGCCCAGCAGAGAGAAAUAACUCUCCAAGAAGAAAAUGCAGCCUAUGAGAAAGCUCUAUCAGAUUGUAGACGGAAAAUUCAGGAAAGGCAGAUGGAGACCGAUCAGCUUCAAAGUGAUUUGAAGGAAAUGGAAGUAGCAGAGCAUAAUUUAAAGGCACAGCUUGAAGAUGCUCUGAAGGAGCAAGAGGCUACUCAACAUAAAGUAUCAACUACAGCUUCUGAAACAGCUGAAAAUGCUCUAUUGGAAGCUGAAUCAUUGAUCAAUCUUAAGUCUAAAGACUUGGAAGAGAAGAAAAGAGUGUUGGAACUAUUGGAUAACAAGGUGCAAACAUUAGAGAAAGAGUGGUCUGUGGUUGAAGAAGAAUCUUUAAAGAAUCCCACUCCUGCGCAAAGGGAGAAGAUCCUGGAGAGACAACUACACAGCCUCAUUGAGCAGUUGACAUCCAAGCAAGCUCAAGCUGAAAUCCUGAUCACGGAUGUACAUGCCAAAGAAAAGGAGCUGGAACGGCUGAACCAUUUGCAUAGAAAUGUUUGCAGCAGUGCCAAUGAAAUAAGUGCACCACGGAGCCGGUUCAGCAGAGGUCUUUUGAGUGGCCCUGAAGAUUAUUGUGACGCAAAAGCAGGUCGGAAACUGUAUCAACCUGGCCUUAGAACAGAAGGCCAGAAACGGCUGAUGAUUCUUAGGUCCACAAUUGUACUGUAUGUUUUGCUGCUUCAUAUUGUUGUUUUCAUAAAGAUCUCAGUUUGAAAGCAGUUACAUUAAAUAGGGAAAAAAAUCUUUUUAGCGGCACCAAGCAUGAAAUAUUAUUUCUUAUGUAAAUAAUAUGUGUAAUUUGUAGGCGAUCAUGCUUCUGUAGAAAUUUUAUUAUGGGAAAAUCGAUUCAGUAGCUUUUA